Messenger RNA from Acanthoscelides obtectus, 490 nucleotides. NCBI's taxonomy places the organism in Eukaryota, Metazoa, Arthropoda, Insecta, Coleoptera, Chrysomelidae. The record is from the annotation of a GenBank genome assembly.
GUAGUUGAUUAUUAUUAAUGGUGUCGCAAGGCAAAUUAUAUUGUUGCUUUGAAAAUCCGUUUACUGACGGUGCACUUGUCAAAGAAUGCUCAGUGGAGUGUGAAGAAAUAUUGUGCCCAUCUCCUGUAAGCAACUUUGAGAUAAUUAGUAUGACCGAGCAAAAAGUUUCUCGUCGGAUACUUGAACUUGGUGCAGAUUUAAAAGAACAACUGCGGGAAAAUGUGCCCAUUUUGUGCAGUAUUCUAUAGCUCUCGAUGAAAGUAAAGACAUUUCUGACACAGCCUAAUUAGCUGUUUUCCAAUUUACGAUGACAUGCCCUUUUGUUGUGUUACGCACUGGUUAAGCUGCGCAAAAGUGCUAAAGAUUUUUUUUAAAUCAUUGACGACGUUGAGAUGUUCAUGCAAAUGAGAAUUUUACGAGGCCAUCUUCAGUGCUUUUCAAAACAGAACCGCCGCAGUUCCAAAUGGAGCUGAUUAAGCUUCAAUGCGAU